This is a messenger RNA of Centruroides sculpturatus (bark scorpion), 308 nucleotides long. RefSeq lists its product as uncharacterized. The record is from RefSeq and is a predicted model, not a curated record. The transcript has 2 exons. Lineage: Eukaryota; Metazoa; Arthropoda; Arachnida; Scorpiones; Buthidae. The annotation marks the transcript as partial.
GUGCCCAGUGGACCAAACUAUAUUUCCUAGUUUCAUGGAAGUAGGAAAUGCAUUAGAAAGUACGUACGAAGCCUUCCGUUUCACCGAAUCUUACGGUGUCAUCUUUCAAUGCAACGUUAAGUACUGCAUCGGAAAGUGCGAACCGGCGGUUUGCACUACAAAUUUAGGAAGAGAAGAAUCGUGGGGACGUAAGAAGAGAUCGCCCGAAAAAUCCAAUGACGAAAUGACUUUGAGUCACGAAAUAUUGGUCCUCGAUUUCGGUGACGAAAUCUCUAGAUCCAUGACCGAAAGAUCGCAUUCGGCUAAUG